AUGUCAUCGCCCGGAGAAGCUGUACCUGGUGUUGUAGAUCCAGUACCUUCGACGCCGUCACCCUUCGCGUACAUUCUGUCGUUUCUAUUGGUUGGCAUCUGCUGGGGUUUCACAACCCCCUUUAUUCGGCGCGCGGCUGUCAGCUACACUGCACCUACACACCCAUCAAUCACUGAUCCAUCUCGGAGUUGGAUCGCCAGACAGGUUGCCAAAGUGUUCUUCACGGUUGUCGGUCUCGUCAGGAAGCCGAGUUAUGCCAUUCCACUGGUUGCCAAUCUGACUGGCAGCAUCUGGUUCUUCUUGCUUGUUGGGCAAGCCGAGCUCUCAUUGACAGUUCCCAUUACCAAUUCAUUGGCAUUCCUUUUCACUGUGCUUGGUGAAUACCUGGCGGAAGGCAAGCUCAUUACUCGAGACACUUGGAUUGGAAUGACGUGUGUUUGUGCUGGCAUAGCACUCUGUGUUGCGUCUAAGCUGUAG
Messenger RNA from Cyphellophora europaea CBS 101466, 477 nucleotides. RefSeq lists its product as uncharacterized. NCBI's taxonomy places the organism in Eukaryota, Fungi, Ascomycota, Eurotiomycetes, Chaetothyriales, Cyphellophoraceae. The record is from RefSeq and is a predicted model, not a curated record. The coding region runs from base 1 to 477 and encodes 158 amino acids. The transcript is spliced from 2 exons.